AGAUGGNUGGAUAUUUGACUCUUUUUCAGGUACAAACAUAAAUCUUGCACAUUUAUUUGAUAUACUUAUCUCCAUGUUCAAAGAUAGAAAAUAUUUAAUUGAAUAAUUGCCUUAUUAGAGUUGGAUAUACGAGCAUUUCCCUAGAAUGGGAAGGAGGCGGUUGGUGUCUUCUUAUGAUGACACCACACCACGUGCGACUAGGUGGCAGAGCCCUCGGCAGAGUUUGACUCUUGCAGAGAUUCGGGAGCAGUUGGAUGACCUGACAUACAGUGGAGUGGUAUGGCAUCCAUAUGAGGCACAUCGGGGCAUUCGUCCAUUAUUCGGAGUUUGUAUGUAUUCUGGAUGGAUUCGGAUUGGUGACACCCUUUCUCGACAUUUGCCUGAGCNUGUGAUGAGGCAGUUUGGGUUUUACCAGGAGAUUCCACGACCACCCACUGUCAUUGCAGAUGCAGAUGUAGUCGCUGUUGAUUUUGCGUGGUUACACUUCACAGACCACGUUAUUAGGAAUGUGAGACAGGCAUCACACCCUUCUGAAUGUGUCGAUGGAUACAUACAGUGGUUUACGAGGGUUUCACAUCCCUAUAUUAUUGCUGCUCCAGCUGACGCGAGACCACCUCUUGUGCCUACACAAUGUCCUGAUGUUCCACAGGAGGCACGACCUCAUCGUAGAUCCUCUCCGCCUUCACCAUCCGGNGCCUUGGCUAGAUUUAGGAGAAUGACUAGAAAGUUACAGUCGUUGAUAUCGUGUCGUCAUGUGACCGAGGGUACUGUUGCACAUCAGAUGGCGGUGGAACUGCUUCAGGAUGCUAAUGAUGGAAUCGAAGAAUAUUCUCCAACUAGGAGAGGACAGAGGCAUGUUCGUGGUAGACGCUCGACGUCUAAUUGAUAGUACUUUGUAGUAAUGAUUAUACUUUGUCCCUNCUGUUUGAUCAAACUAGGAUUAGGAUUCNUUUACUUUUAAUGCAUACCCUUGCUUUUAA
This is a messenger RNA of Vigna radiata var. radiata (mung bean), 980 nucleotides long. RefSeq lists its product as uncharacterized. The record is from RefSeq and is a predicted model, not a curated record. The transcript is spliced from 2 exons. The coding region runs from base 146 to 886 and encodes 246 amino acids. NCBI's taxonomy places the organism in Eukaryota, Viridiplantae, Streptophyta, Magnoliopsida, Fabales, Fabaceae.